This is a messenger RNA of Colletotrichum truncatum, 468 nucleotides long. Its product is annotated as bet V I allergen. NCBI's taxonomy places the organism in Eukaryota, Fungi, Ascomycota, Sordariomycetes, Glomerellales, Glomerellaceae. The record is from RefSeq and is a predicted model, not a curated record.
AUGGACAAGAACUCCUUGAUACAGGUUACCGUCGUCACCCGCGAGAUUGACGCUCCUAUUGGCGAGCUGUGGGGUCUUGUAGCUGGCUUCGGAGCAGAAAAGCCUUGGUACCCAGGGGCCAAAUCUGUUUCUCUCAAAGGAUUUGGUCUCGGCAGCAUCCGCACUUUCAAUUAUGUCUAUCCCGAGGGCAAAAACAAGGGCCAAGAAUACACCUUUUCCGAGGAGCUUACAGAAGUUGACGCUUCCAAACACUCUAUGACUUUCCGCGUUCGCCGCCCCGACUAUCCUGACCUAGUCGCCUAUGGCACGACUGCUUUGGAUUCCCUCGGGCCCAAUAAGACUCGUUUCCGUUGGAUUGCCGAAUCUAGUCCUCUUCCGGAAGAGUUUCUAGCUAUCUUACAGGAUGAUCUCAACGGACGAUUCGACAGCCUCAUUACCGCUAUGGCCAACCAACUUUCAGAUAAUUAA